Phycodurus eques (leafy seadragon) is the source of this 3413-nucleotide messenger RNA. It is a transcript of the gene prxl2b, whose product is annotated as peroxiredoxin like 2B. The transcript is spliced from 7 exons. Bases 67 to 651 code for a protein of 194 amino acids. NCBI's taxonomy places the organism in Eukaryota, Metazoa, Chordata, Actinopteri, Syngnathiformes, Syngnathidae. The record is from RefSeq and is a predicted model, not a curated record.
GUUUUGCAACACCAGCCUGAUAGUUGGUGGUUCCUUCGUCUUUGAGUUGCAUUUUUCUUGUAAAACAUGGCCAACGUCGACCUUGCUCGGGUCGGGAAGAAUUUGUUGAAGAGCGCGGACACCGGAGAUUGUGUGGAGCUGCAGUCUUUGUGGCAGGACAGCUCGGUGGUCAUGUUCUUCCUGCGCCGCUUCGGCUGCCAAGUGUGCCGCUGGAUGGCAGCUGAGAUCAGCAAGCUGGAGCCUGACCUGUGUGCCAACGGCGUGACACUCGUGGGAAUCGGGCCCGAGGAAUUUGGCCUCAAGGAGUUCCAGAAGUUGGGAUUCUUCAAAGGAUCAAUUUACGUUGACGAGCAAAAGAAAUGCUACAGGGAUUUGGGCUUUAAAAGGUACACAGCUUUGAGCGUGGUUCCCGCUGCGUUGGGGAAGAAAGUCCGAGAAGUAUCUUCAAAGGCCAGUGCUGAUGGCAUCCAGGGCAACUUUUCUGGCGACGUGCUCCAGAGUGGAGGCAUGCUCAUCGUAGCCAAAGGGGGAGAAAAGACCUUACUGCACUUCAUCCAGGACUCCCCAGGAGACUAUGUACCUUUGGAGGACAUUGCAAAAGCGUUGUCAAUUUCAUCCCACGCGAAAGAGGGCCAGAGGCCAGUGGAUUGACAUCCUCUGCAGCGGUCCGUGAUAGUCCUCUGUGGAAAAGGGAGGCAUCUUGAUUGCUGGUCUUGUUGCUAAUAGCAGGCUUGUGCUAAUUAGUAGGCCACACUCACGUAAUGGUGAGAGGGUAUCAGAAAAUAUUGGAAUAUAGCAACAACUGACUGUAUCUACAAAAAAAAGUACAGUCCCACAGGUUUAAAAAUACCCAGGAGUAAAAGGGGGUUUAGAUCAGGGGAAUGGAGACUCUUGUGAUUAAGGGCUAUACAAAUAAACUGAAUAAAAUGAGAGAGCAUCAAGGGUGUCCUGGGAAAUUAUCCAAUUUCACUAAAUUGGUCUGAAAAUUAUUUCAUAAUUAUAAUUUGUGUUUUUGUAAAUCUAUCUAUGCCAACAAUGUAUAGUGACGGGUAGAACAAUUACUGUAAAUGCUUUUUUCCAUUAGAUGGCAGAAGGUAAAAUAAACCUUGGUAUCCAAAUGUUGUCAUUCAUACAACAGAACAAGCCAUGGCAGCUUUGUGUUCAAUUAACAGGCCCAGAUUUUAGAAUGAGUAAAUAAAUGUGGGAGUAAAUUGAAACGACAUCGUCAGUAUUUCAGUCUUUGUACAUUUUGUGACAAUUUUGUUUGGUGGUAUUCUAAUUGGAGCCUCGGCUCAAUAAAGGUUGGGACACACUCCGAUAGUCUGUCCUAUGACUGUCAGGUCCGUCAGGUUGCUUGUGACGCCUCUCGCCUCUUCCAAGCACAGCCGACCUCCCCGUGACCUGUCUGAGGAGCAACGCACGUCCUCUCCGAACACAAAAGACAUCAUUGUUGCACCGUGCGCUCCAAAGAAGACGAGAGCUAGUCACAAGCUAGCGCAUGCGGUUGUUUGCGAGGGGCAUCGUACAUACAGUAAAGCUUUGUGACUGUGUCGAGGUCAGCGGCUGAUCCCAAGAAAUUGCGCUUUUUCUCAAGAGUGACUUCACACAUUUGUCCAUCCAUUUUCUACCGCUUAUCCGGGUCGGGUCGCGGGGGCAGUAGCUUUAGCAGGGACGCCCAGACUUCCCUCUCCCCAGCCACUUCCUCCAGCUCUUCUGGGGGGAUCCGAGGCGUUCCCAGGCCAGCCGAAGUGCGUAGUCUCUCCAGCGUGUCCGGGGUUGUCCCCGGGAUCUCCUCCCAGUGGGAAAUGCCCGGAACACCUCACCGGGGAGGCGUCCGAAUCAGAUGCCCCAGCCACCUCAUCUGGCUCCUCUCGAUGUGGAGGAGCAGCGACUCUACUCUGAGAUCCUCCCGGAUGACCGAGCUUCUCACCCUAUCUCUAAGGGAAAGCCCGGACAACCUGCGGAGGAAACUCAUUUCGGCCGCUUGUAUCCACAGUUCGUGACCAUAGGUGAGGGUAGGAACGUAGAUCGACCGGUAAAUCGAGAGCUUCGCCUUUCGGCUUAGCUCCUUCUUUACCACAACGGACCGAUACAAAGUCCGCAUCACUGCAGACGCUGCGCCGAUCCGCCAUUCUUCCCUCACUCGUGAACAAGACCCCAAGAUCCUUGAACUCCUCCACUUGGUCCUCUGCCUAACUAGUAUCCAAUGCUUUCUGCUAAGUCUUUUCUCAAAACACGCUGGUUCGAAGUGAUCAGCACAGAGUUUGGAAUGAUUGCUCGGCACCCAUAGCUGACCAUGUUUCUUCCCCUGUCGAUUGACUUUUCCUAUCCACUGGUCACGUAUUCCUUUUCCUUCCUUUCCUUGUUUUUGCCACUCCUGAACCAUUUGUACAACCAAAUGCUAAACAAUAAGCCAUUGUGAAAUCGCUAAAUCAUACGACAACAAAUCUACAAGGACGGGAACAACAGCAUGGAACAAUACCAGAUAAUGCCGAAUGAACAAGCUGUUUGGCUAUGGUGUUACGUCACAGCGCCGGAAAGAGCCGAUGACCGGAAGGCGCGUUCUGAAUCGUAUUUAUCGAUUUAACUGCUGUAUAUCUGUGAUAUAAUCACUUUGAAAUGGCAGAUGUGUUUUAUAAAGGGGUUUUAGAGUUAUCAAGAAAAGUAACAUAUUUUUCCUCUGACCUUUAUUACUGGGUUUGUGAAAUAAGAAAGUGCCAACUAAGCAGGCCCAAAAAAUGGCACGUAAAUUUGACACACCACAGAAAAGAGUGAUGUUAACAAGCCUGUCAAAUUUGAAUUCAUAACAUUCUCAGAAACUGUGGGCGUGUCGAAUGGAUGCGCCAAAAGGAAUCAAACAUACUGAGGGGGCGAUAGCUUAUACGAUGUAAAAUCACAUCAGGAGGCUCAACUUCAAAAUUGAAUGGUUAUUCUGGUGAAAGUUUACAAAACUAUCCGUCGUAAAAUGCCCACUGCAGAGUCAGGCGAUGGUGUUGAGGUUCAGCUCGCCAUCUGCGUGUCUUCAAAAAGUCCUUCCAUUGCCUUCUUAUUGCCUCAUUUUUGGGGCUCUUAAAAAAAACAACGAGCUGUUCUGUAAAUUGAGGCAUUGUUGUUGGUACGUGCUGCAGUGGUGUGGCACCUGGAAAAAGUGUACCGAUGAAGGUACCUCUAUUCUUGGGUAACAAGUGCAGUGGUACGAGAGCAAAAAAAAAAAGUGCACUUUUUGGCACUAAUGUCAUUCCUUUUUUGCAAUGCCCACUGUAUUCCGUGUCAUCCAACUCGCUAAUACGAAUUUUAUGAUUUCAUGCUUCCACCGCACAUGGCGCUUAUCCACCAAUGGGCCGCACGGAGAAAACAAAACAUCUUAAUUGUGUCGCUUGGUGUAAAUAGAGAAUUGACAACCUUUUAUCUUU